Messenger RNA from Cicer arietinum (chickpea), 1579 nucleotides. The record is from RefSeq and is a predicted model, not a curated record. NCBI's taxonomy places the organism in Eukaryota, Viridiplantae, Streptophyta, Magnoliopsida, Fabales, Fabaceae.
GAUGGAAACUUGUUCAUUUAUUUGUUUGGAACUUUACAUAGUCGAAUCCUCCCUUUUUGAAGAGAACAAUACAAAUUUCCAUGGUUUUAAAAUCAACAGAUUUAUCCCAUAGUUGCAUUGCAUUGCAUGAUCCUUUCAUUCUUUCUGUAAACUCUAAACUAUUAACUUUUCGUUCGUAUCUGAAGGCACGCUUUUCCCUCUUUUACAUUUUCAACACUCUGUUUCUUGGUUCCAAAUUCAAAUCCCCUUCCUCAGAUGGCACAGUUUACCCCCUCAGGUAAAUCUGAUGAUCUCACAAACGAUGGCUGCAACAAAACAAGUGAUCUGGUUGUUUGUUUUGGUGAAUUGUUAAUAGAUUUCGUGCCAACAGUGGGCGGAGUGUCCCUGGCUGAAGCGCCCGCUUUCAAGAAAGCUCCCGGUGGUGCUCCUGCGAACGUGGCAGUUGGCAUCUCUAGGCUCGGGGGUUCAUCUGCAUUUAUAGGCAAGGUUGGAGCAGAUGAAUUUGGGUAUAUGUUGGCUGAUAUUUUAAAGCAGAAUAAAGUCAAUACAUCCGGCAUGCGGUACGAUACUAAUGCAAGAACCGCAUUGGCUUUUGUUACACUUAAAGCUGAUGGCGAGCGCGAGUUCUUGUUUUUCCGAAAUCCUAGUGCUGAUAUGCUGCUGGAUGAGUCAGAGCUUGAUCAUGACCUCAUUGAGAAGGCUAAAAUAUUCCAUUAUGGUUCCAUCAGUUUGAUUGAUGAGCCAUGCAAGUCAGCUCAUCUUGCUGCCUUGAGGAUCGCUAAAGACUCCGAUUGCAUUCUCUCGUAUGAUCCGAAUUUGAGAUUGGCACUAUGGCCAUCAGCUGAGGCAGCUCGGGAAGGUAUAAUGAGCAUAUGGGAUCUAGCCGAUGUCAUAAAGAUAAGUGAAGACGAGAUUACUUUUUUGACUGGUGGUGAUGAUCCUUAUGAUGAUGAUGUUGUAUUAAACAAGCUUUUUCACCCUAAUCUCAAGCUUCUAAUUGUUACUGAAGGGUCAGAGGGUUGUAGAUAUUACACCAAGGAUUUUAAAGGCAAAGUUGGAGGUGUCAAAGUUAAACCUGUUGACACAACUGGUGCUGGUGAUGCGUUUGUUAGUGGGUUUCUCUACAACAUAGCGUCUGAUCCAAGUAUUUUUGAGAAUGAGGAGCGUCUCCAAAAAGCUCUACAUUUCGCCAAUGUAUGCGGUGCCAUAACCGUGACGGAGAGAGGGGCAAUACCUGCACUACCUACUAAAGAUGCUGUUCUGCAUUUCACCAAAAUAUAGACACCAUCUUCGUAUACAAUGUAGUGUUGGUUCAAAUUAUAUAAUAAGUUCAAAUUGCUAUCUCAAGCUAUGGCUAUAGUUACACAUAGCAGCAGCUGAGCACACAGAUUAGCUUAGAAGCAGAUUAAGUGUUGUAGACUUAAGAUCUGCAAUAAGUUGCUGGUACAAUAAAAACACCGAAGAAAUGAAGAAUAUCUUAGUAGCGUUUACUUUGUGAAAAUAUUUGUUAUUUUUCAUUUUCUAAAAUUUGUAUUAACGAUAUGAAUUUCAAAUCACAUGCCUAUUUCUUUUGACUGAA